AUCACUAUCACUAGUGAAACCUCUGACAUUCUCAACAAAUGUAAACAUAUUGAUUUGUGUAUUUUUAACUCAUUUUAUUGACUUGCGGCAAAGGUUCAUUACAAAAUGGACCAGGAGACCGCGAAGAAGCUCCUCGUCGAGGGCGGGACGUUCGUGUUCCUCGGAGUACCCGAGGAAACGCAGUUUGGCAUUGACAUGCAAUGCUGGAACACUGAUGAGGAUUUCCGUGGAAUUAAGAUGAUCCCGCCGGGUUUGCACUACGUGCAUUAUUCCGCGGUCAGCAAGAGCACCGGGGACGUGUGCCCGAGGUCUGGAUUCAUGCACUACUUCCACAAGAAAGAGUUUCUCGUAAAGAUGUGGGACAAGAAGACGGAAGACAUAAGCACGGAGGAGAUAAGCGAGGAGAGCAUCCAGCGGUUGAAGGACAACCUGUUCAAUUUGGAUCGGCACCUGGCUCCGUACCCUUACGAGAUAUGGCAGAAAUGGAAGCUGCUUACAUCACAGAUAACAGCUGAACUCGCAACAAAACUGUCUCCAGAAAAGGGUAUCAUCCGAGCAUCAGUGGAACUCCUCUCAAUGACGGAUGAAGACCGGCCGCGAGGCACCAAGUCCGAGUCAAUGGAGAGCCAGGAGGACCCCGAAACACCGACCGAGGAGGGUGCGGAAGACACUCCGGGACAGUCCGAUGCUAAGAGAGCCAAGAGAGUCACUAGGGCUGAGAAGGAGAAUGCCAUGUUGCCGGACUUGAAACCUGUACCAGGCGCUUCAAUGAGAUUUACGGAAAUACCACAGGACAAAUACCCUCCAGGCUCCACUCCAGAAGAGAUCACUAAGCAUUACUUAGACCAGUCCUACUCUUUAGAGCUGAUGAUCGCGCAACACGACGAGCCGCUUCACAUCAUCGGAGAGCUCCAACUAGCAUACCUUUGCUUCCUAAUCGGGCACUCCCUCGAAUGUUUCGAGCACUGGAAAAGCCUCGUCAUACUCCUCUGCUCGUGUGACGACGCCAUUCACAAAUACAGAAGCGUUUUCUUCCACUUCAUAAGAACAAUUGAGAUACAAAUCGAGGAGAUGCCCGAGGAUUUCCUAGCAGAUAUCGUCAUGAACAAGAACCUAGUCUAUAAGAAGCUUAGAGAGUUCUUCAGAACGGCUUAUGUGAGCAAAGUCGAUGGACGACUGCUAACGAUGAUUGAACGGUUCAAGGAGAAUUUAACAGAGAAAUUGCAGUGGGAUUUCACGGGAUUGGACGCUGAUGAUGAAGAUGAGAGGCCGGUUAUUGUUAAAUUGGAUGAUACGGAGUAGAUGUGAAUGUUUCAUCGUAUAGAAACAAUUGGAAUUUUUGAAAUAUACCUGAAGUCCCGGAGACCGUAAUGUAAUGCCAACCUGGAGGUCAAA
Cydia amplana is the source of this 1395-nucleotide messenger RNA. RefSeq names its product protein AAR2 homolog. The transcript is spliced from 5 exons. The coding region runs from base 106 to 1302 and encodes 398 amino acids. NCBI's taxonomy places the organism in Eukaryota, Metazoa, Arthropoda, Insecta, Lepidoptera, Tortricidae. The record is from RefSeq and is a predicted model, not a curated record. Gene Ontology annotation, biological process: spliceosomal tri-snRNP complex assembly.